AUGUCAAUUGCAAAUGAGGACGGUGCGGAAGACGUUCUCGGCGGUCUAAAUGCAGCCGUAAACGAAAUGCACUGCAUCGACACGUAUCACACUGUCUGUGCCUCCUUAAAUGACAUUACUAGAACCAUGGCUUUCGCUGACUCAAAUGAUGUGGAGAAUGUAAAAUUCACAUCACUUGGUUUAGAUUAUGAUCAAUUGAA
Molecule: messenger RNA, 200 nt
Organism: Paraglomus occultum
Lineage: Eukaryota; Fungi; Glomeromycota; Glomeromycetes; Paraglomerales; Paraglomeraceae
Source: the annotation of a GenBank genome assembly